This is a messenger RNA of Heteronotia binoei (common prickly gecko), 2747 nucleotides long. RefSeq names its product endosomal transmembrane epsin interactor 3 (gene ENTREP3). The record is from RefSeq and is a predicted model, not a curated record. The coding region runs from base 1 to 2697 and encodes 898 amino acids. Lineage: Eukaryota; Metazoa; Chordata; Lepidosauria; Squamata; Gekkonidae. Gene Ontology annotation, cellular component: membrane. The transcript is spliced from 16 exons.
AUGAUCCGGUUCGAUGCCUUCCUCCCUAAGGAAGGAAACAACAAGCAAGAAGAGUCCUUUACCAGCAGCAGCAGCCCGGGAAGCGCUGGUUCCAGUCAGAAUGGAGUCUGCCGUAUCUUCUCCUGGCUCUUUAAGUGCUGGGGUGUGGUCGAAGGGGAAAACGGCUUUUGCCAGACCCGCAGCCUGGGUGCUUCGGAUGCUGGGCACCUAAAAAGCCUUCUUGGCACCCACUUUUACCACCUGCCUGCCGAUCUCCCCAGAGACCAGCCCGAGCAUCCUCCGGCGAGGGAUGCAGGCGUCUGGCAGGGGGAGGAGGAAGAGGAGGCGGCGGCGCCUGGAAGAUCCCUAGCCCGGAGCUGCUGUGCCGCAGCUGGGAACGGCCGACGGCUCCUCCCCGGGGCUUCGGCCUUCCAGCCUCCGGCUCCUUCCAAGCGCCUGCUCUUCUGGAUCGACCUGUCCGGAAACCUUUCCUCUUGCGGGAAGGGCCGGCGGGAGCCCUCAACUUGGCCUGGGCACCAUCAGAACUCCAGACUGCUGCCUGUCUGCCCAGUUGCUGCAGAGCUGGGCUCCGCUGCCAGUGGGCCUGCAAACUCAGCUGAAUCCCCCUUUCCCCCUCGGAACAAAACCCAGUCUGCUGGCUCUUCUCAGGGUCCCCCUUGCCUCCUGUCCAGGGGCAACGUCAUGCCCUCGCGCAGCGAUUCCAGCUACUCCCUGACCGCCCGCACCUCGCACAGCUUCACUCACCUGCGCGUCCAGCGCGUCUGGCUCCAGGUCAUCCUCCUCUUGGGCUUCAUCCAGAUGAUCCUGGGCAUCCUGAUCGUCACGUUCAGCCUCCUCGUGAACACCAUCAUGCCAAGGCAGAGCAUCCGCAACUCUUGUCCCAUCUGGGCUGGGGUUCCGCUGGCGUUCUCUGGCCUGGUUGGCAUCGUGUCCUGGCGCCGCCCUUUCACCCCGGUGAUCACCUUCUUCACGCUUCUGUCAGUGCUGGGCAUCAUGCUGAGCCUGGCAGGCUCUGUCCUCUCCUGUCAACAUGCCCAGCUGGUCAGAUCCCUGGAUACCUCCUGUCACCUGUCCCAAAAGGAUGUGUGCGAGUGCUGCAUGACACGGGCUAGCUCUUCCGCGAUUCCUCGCAGUUCCUGCAUGCAUGAGGUCGUCCGCAUAUACGCAAAUCCAGACUGUCCCAAAGCCCGCCAGGCUCUCAAGGACCUGCUCUUCAGUGUUUGUGGCCUGACCAUUUUCUCCAUCCUGGUGUGCGCGCUUUCCGCCCUCAUGUGCUGCAUCCACAUCUUCUCUUUAGACAUCCUCCAUGCGCUCUCUCCUCCACGCUCCAGUUCGGUGACUUUGGACUGCACCUCUCCCCCGGACACUUUCCUGCAUAAUAUGCUGGACCUAGAAGAAUUUGUUCCCCCUGUACCGCCUCCACCAUACUACCCUCCAGAGUACACCUGUAGUUCUGAGACGGAUGCCCAAAGCAUCACUUACAACGGCUCCAUGGACAGCCCUGUGCCGCUGUACCCCACUGACUUCCCCCCCAGUUACGAGGCUGUUAUGGGACUCCACGGGGAUAGCCAGGUGACACUGUUCGAUUCGCAGUUCACGGACGUCUCGCAUGGCCCUUGCACCUGUAACCAGAUCCCUUCCGUUGUGCUCAGUGGUGAAGCCGUUUCCAUGGACAGCGGUUCCCUGGUCAUGUCAGAAAUCGUAGACAUCCCUGGCGACAGCAGCCCUUCGGAGGACUCUUGCCUGCUGGAGACGGGCGGGUCUGCGCGUUCGGUAGAUUAUGUCCUCUUCCGCUCCAUCCAGCGCAGCCGGGCCGACUACUGCUUGAGCGUGGACUGCGGGCAGUGCGGCCUGCACCCUCAGAGCCCCACUCUGCAGGGCCCUUUUGAGGAAGUGCCACAGUCACGUCUCCGGGGUGAACGCUCCUACUCCUGCUCGACACCCAGCACAGGCUGUGAGGGCUUGCCAGAAGCGGGCGGUGCCCUGACUCACAGUUGCCAUCGCUUGGAAGGCCUGGGCCACAGCAUAGGACCCUGCUUCCCCGAGGUGCGGGUUAAGGCCAAGAGCUCGCUCCCGGGACGCAAAGGCCCCGAGCGGCGGCAGCGCCGGAGCAGCGAGGUUUCCUUCCGGCUGCCUCCGGCCUGCUGUCCCCUGCUGCGGUCUCACAGCGAUCCUGGAAUUACCUCAGCCAGUGAUACCAGUGACUUCCAGGAAGUGUUCUGCGCCAAAGCUUUGGAGGACGACCUGUCGAAUUCCUCUGAUACAGGGCCAAACUUGGAGGGUUGCCUUCUCCAUCCAUUGGGCCGUGAGCCACCCUCGCUCUCACGAGGUCACCUGUUGGGCAAGGCGAAGCUGGAAGUCCCCUGGAAGGUCACGCAGCACCUGCCCAAGACGGCCACCGGCUCUCUGGGAGACCUAAAGGUGUGCCGUGGGACCCGGGGUUUCAUGGCCCGCUUUCUGCACAGGUCCAAGCGUAAUCUGGCUUCUCUGGGAGUGGAGACGGCAGGGCAUGGUGCCCAGAGCUGCAAACAGGUGCCAAGGUUGGGGGCUGAACGGUCCUCUCCGGAGGGGAUUCACCUACAGAGCUGCGGGGACCUAAGCUCUACCUCAUCCUUGCGUCGCCUGCUAUCAGCCCGCCGGUUGGAGCGCAGGCGUCCCCGAAGCCUCAGUGGACUCGUCAGAGAGAGCAACCUCUAAGAGGCAUUGAACGGGCCUGUUCUCCUGCCUUCUAUGAUGACAUCUUUGUG